GUGGUCUUUGAUCUUCAUUAGUAAGUGCUUCAAGUCCUCUUCACUUCCGGCAAGCAAGGUUGUGUCAUCUGCAUAACGCAGGUUGUUAAUGAGUUUUCCUCCAAUCUUGAUGCCCCGUUCUUCUUCAUAUAGUCCAGCUUCUCAGAUUAUUUGCUCAGCAUACAGAUUGAAUAGGUAUGGUGAAAGAAUACAACCCUGACACACACCUUUCCUGACUUUAAACCCCUCGGUUCCCCUCAUUCUGUCGGAACAGCUGCCUCUUGAUUUACAUACAGGUUCUUCAUGAGCGCAAUGAAGUGUUCUGGAAUUCCCAUUCUUUGCAAUGUUAUCCAUAAUUUGUUAUGAUCCACACAGUCGAAUGCCUUUGCAUAGUCAAUAAAACACAGGUAAACAUCGUUCUGGUAUUCUCUGCUUUCAGUCAGGAUCCAUCUGACAUCAGGAAUGAUAUCCCUGGUUCCACGUCCUCUUCUGAAACCAGCCUGAAUUUCUGGUAGUGUCCUGUUGAUAUACUGCUACAGCCGGUUUUGAAUGAUCUUCAGCAGAAUUUUGCUUGUGUGUGAUAAUAACGAUAUUGUUCUAUAAUUUCCACAUUUGGUCGGAUCGCCUUUCUCAGGAAUAGGCAUAAAUAUGGAUCUCUUCCAAUCAGUUGGCCAGGAAGCUGUCUUCCAUAUUUCUUGGCAUAGAUGAAUGAGCACCUCCAGCACUGCAUCUGUUUCUUGAGACAUCUCAAUUGAUAUCCCAUCAAUUCCUGGAGCCUUGUUUUUCGCCAGUGCCUUCGGAGCAGCUUGGACUUCCUCCUUCAGUACCAUCGGUUCCUGAUCAUAUGCUACCUCUUGAAAUGGUUGACCAUCGAGUAAUUCUUUUUGGUAUAAUGACUCUGUGUAUUCCUUCCAUCUUGUUUUGAUGCUUUGUGCAUCAUUUAAUAUUUUCCCCAUAGAAUCCUUCACUAUUGCAACUCGAGGCUUGAAUUUUUUCUUCGGUUUUUUCAGCUUGAGAAGCGCCGAGCAUGUUCUUCACUUUUGGUUUUCCAUCUCCAGCUCAUUGCACAUGUCAUUAUAAUACUUUUCUUCUGUAUUCUCGAGCUGCCCUUUGAAGUCUUCUGUUCAGUUCUUUUACUUCAUCAAUUCUUCCUUUUGCUUUAGCUGCUCGAUGUUCGAAAGCAAGUUUCAGAGUCUCCUCUGACAUCCAUCUUGGUCUUUUCUUUCUUUCCUGUCUUUUCAAUGACCCCUUGCUUUCUUCAUGUAUGAUGUCCUUGAUGUCAUUCCACAACUCGUUUGGUCUUCGGUCACCAGUGUUCAGUGGGUCAAAUCUGUUCUUCAGAUGGUCUCUAGAUUCAGGUGGGAUGUACUCAAGGUCAUAUUUUGGCUCUCGUGGACUUGCUGUGAUUUUCUUCAGUUUCAGCUUGAACUUGCAUAUGAGCAGUUGAUGGUCUGUUCUGCGGUCAGCCGGUGGCCUUGUUCUAACUGAUGAUAUUGAGCUUUCCCAUCAUCUCUUUCCACAGAUGUAGUCAACUUGAUUUCUUUGUGUUCCAUCUGGCGAGGUCCACUUGUAUAGUCGCCGUUUAUGUUGGUGAAAGAAGGAAACCAAAUAUCUUUUGCCAUCUUUGGAAAAAGAAUUAUUCUUGGCAGAGCACAGUGACCUUGAAGAAGGUGGACUGGACCUGACUGUGUCGUUAAAACCAGUUAGUUUCUAUAUAUCAGACAAAAAAGAAAUGCUUCAGCAGUGCUUCUGUAUCAUAGGGGAGAAGAAGUUACAGAAGAUGCUUCCUGAUGUGUUAAAGAACUGUUCAAUAGAAGAAAUUAAAAAACUAUGCCAGGAACAGUUAGAACUCCUGUCUGAAAAAAAAAUCUUGAAGAUUCUUGAGGGUGACAAUGGUAUGGACUCUGAUAUGGAAGAGGAGGCAGAUGAUGGCUCUAAGAUGGGAUCUGAUUUAGUCAGUCAACAAGACAUGUGUAUAGAUUCUACUUCAUCCCUGAGGGAGAACAAGCAACCUGAAGGUUUAGAAUUAAAACAAGGCAAAGGGGAAGAUAGUGAUGUACUCAGUAUAAAUGCAGAUGCUUAUGACAGCGACAUAGAAGGCCCAUGCAAUGAAGAAGCAGCUGCUCCCGAGGUCCCGGAAAAUACAGUCCAAAGUGAAGCUGGUCAGAUAGAUGACUUGGAGAAAGACAUUGAGAAAAGUGUGAAUGAGAUUCUGGGACUGGCAGAGUCUAGUCCAAAGGAACCCAAAGCAGCCGCCCUGGCUGUUCCUCCACCAGAAGAUGUCCAGCCUUCUGCACAGCAGCUGGAGCUGCUAGAACUUGAGAUGAGGGCAAGAGCCAUUAAGGCGCUAAUGAAAGCUGGUGACGUAAAAAAGCCAGCAUAGUUACUGAAUUUGAAUUUUAGGUGUAUUUGAAUGAAGCCAUGUCAUAUAAUUUUGUAUGUGAAGUUUAUUUUGGGUCUUAUUUGACAUUUCUCAUGUAACUCUUAUUAGGUAAACUGAUCAUAGGCCUAAAAUGUCUGGUUGUUUUUUGUUACUUUUAUAUAUGUGUGUGAUUGUUUUAUGAAUUCAUGACAAAUAUAGUUGGAUAGCCUGGAUAUUUUGUUAGAUUAGUAGUUAGCUACGUCUGCAAAUUAGUAGUAUCUUGAAAGCCAUUAGCAAAGAGUCACAGUGUUUUUUCUUUACUUUUAAAUAUUUUGACACCAAACCUAAAUGCUUCAGAAAGAGUGACCGAGCACAUUGCUCUUAAGGCUACCUGUAUUUCGCAGUAGAAUAUUAAAUUAUUACUUCUAGAUUUGUUAACAAUUUAAGAAAUUUUGUUUAUCUGCACUUUUAAAAUACAUGCUGUCUUGGAGAUGCCUUCUACUGGUGUGAAUUUACUAGUUAAAACAAUCGCAGUUUUUUAUAAGGAUGAGAUCCCAAAUAGCUGAGAAAAAUUUUUUUUUAAUAAGUGAAAAUAAGUGACUUAAUUUACAGCAAUUAUUAACAAUGUAGAACUAAUUGCCCAAGUUUAAUUCCAGCAGACAAGUCAGUCUGACAGGUAUUUGAUAUUAUUGGACACUUAGUUCAAGUUUUUUUGUUUUCAGUAAAAAAGGAACAAAUUUUCAUUUACAUUCCAAGCUAUCAGGAAAAGGAGAAUGUUUUAUUGUAUAAUAUUUCAUUUGGUGUUUUUUCUUGAAGAUCUGAGGUGAUAUAAACUCCAUGAGUCAAAAAAAAAAAAAAGACUCUCGUUCUGGAGCUGAAGACUUUUGAUACUUUUCCAAAAGUGAAAUUAAUUUCAGGGACCUUUGAUAGGUUGAUGUCAUCAUUAAUCUAAUUUUGUAUAGUUUUUGUAAAUAAAUUAACAUCCUGCCAUAAUGAAAAAUGCUUUUUCCUCCCGUCACUAAUUGCAGUUGUUUGAUACCCAAAAUAAACUUAGAUAGGGACCCCUAACUUAAAAUAAAUUAAUUUUUCUUCAUGAAUAUAAAUCUCGGACUAUUGUUUUAUAUUUGAUUACAACUUUAGCAUAUUUUAUUUAUAAGUGUUAUUAUUGGUGUUGGAUGAGAAUCUUCCUUAUAUGUAAAGCUCUUGUAGGGGUUGUAUUUUACUAGCUGGCUUAAUGAUAUGUUCAUUUUAGUAGCUUUCUUAUGGAACUGGAGGGCAUUUAUUAAACAUUGGAGUUGCAGUUACAAUUUUUUUUUUUUUCCCAAACAUGCCUUUAAAAUAACCCUGCCUUUUUUUUUCUUUCUUUCAUGAAUCUUUCUGAUGAAACCCAGAGGCCUAUAUCAUUUGAGAUGAUUCUCUUACACUGGUAAAUAUGGAUAUGAUUUAAACAGUAGUUCUCAUUGUUACUGCUUUAGGAUGAAAAAGCGUUGAUUGUGGUAAAAUAAUUUUUCUAUUCCAAAUUAAAUUAAAAGUUAAAAUAAUAAAAAUAAUAAACUUCACUGCUGCUUACAAAUUAUAAAAUGCAAUAGAUGUCAUUUGUGCAAUUAAACAUUUGGCAUGAAGGUAGAAAAAGGCCUGAGUGCUCUAUGACCUAUUAAAGUCACCAGAUUCAUGGA
Molecule: messenger RNA, 4017 nt
Organism: Loxodonta africana (African savanna elephant)
Lineage: Eukaryota; Metazoa; Chordata; Mammalia; Proboscidea; Elephantidae
Gene: CAAP1
Product: caspase activity and apoptosis inhibitor 1
Exons: 6
Coding region: 1712-2362 (216 amino acids)
Source: RefSeq, a predicted model, not a curated record